Cyphomyrmex costatus is the source of this 1589-nucleotide messenger RNA. Its product is annotated as peroxisomal N(1)-acetyl-spermine/spermidine oxidase. Lineage: Eukaryota; Metazoa; Arthropoda; Insecta; Hymenoptera; Formicidae. Gene Ontology annotation, molecular function: polyamine oxidase activity. The coding region runs from base 12 to 1589 and encodes 525 amino acids. The record is from RefSeq and is a predicted model, not a curated record. The transcript has 3 exons.
CAUAUGUAAACAUGGCGGAACCUACGAACAAUUCGGAGGAUGACAAUCUGUCAUGUAAGAUCUUGAUUAUCGGUGCUGGCAUGGCUGGAUUGUCCGCGGCAACUCAUUUAUUGAAGAAUAACGAAACGGAUUUUCUCAUCGUCGAGGCGCGCGGACGUAUAGGUGGACGAAUCGUUGCGGCGCAAGUGGGCAGUGAAAAAGUUGAGUUAGGAGCAAAUUGGAUCCAUGGAGUAUUAGGUAAUCCCAUGUUUGAGUUGGCGAUGGCAAAUGGUUUAAUAGACAUUGUACAUGUGCCGAAACCUCAUAAAGUAGUGGCAGCAUUAGAGGAUGGAAAACAGUUGCCAUUUCCUGUAUUACGAGAGAUCUAUGAGGCUUAUGUAUGCUUUUUGAGGCGAUGCGAAGAAUACUUUCUGAGCAUGUACAGUCCGCCGGAUGGUAUAACCAGCGUAGGGGCACAUAUCGCGCUGGAAGCAGAGAUAUAUCUGUCUUCUGUGCCACCUGAACAACGAAGAAUAAGGCAACUGAUCUUCGACUGUUUACUGAAGAGAGAAACUUGCGUCACGGGCUGUGACAGUAUGGAUGAUGUAGAUCUCUUAGAAAUGGGCUCGUACGAUGAGCUUCAAGGUGGUAAUAUUAGUCUUCCGAACGGAUAUAGCGUUAUAUUGGAACCAGUUUCAAAACACAUACCAAAGGACCGUAUUCUUACGAAGCAUGUUGUAACAAAGAUUAGGUGGCAGAAACAAUGUUAUCAAGACGAUGUCGAUCUUACAGGAAAAUCUGAUUUUAAAUCAAAUAGCCUUAUAGAAGUACAAUGUGAAAAUGGAAAGACGAUUACUGCAGAACAUAUAGUAUGUACAUUACCGUUAGGCGUUUUAAAAAGGACAGCUAAGGAUUUGUUUGAACCGUCAUUACCCACAUACAAACUGGAAGCAAUAAACAGACUAAUGUUCGGUACAGUGAAUAAGAUAUUUCUCGAAUACGAACGGCCUUUCUUAAAUCCUGGUGUAUCGGAAGUGAUGCUCCUUUGGGAUGACGAUCGAUUAUCCGAAGCGGAAAAGCGGGACAUUAGUAAGACCUGGUUUAGGAAGAUAUAUUCGUUUAUUAAGAUCUCGGACACGUUGUUACUCGGUUGGAUAUCCGGUCGCGCGGCAGAAUAUAUGGAAAAGUUGAGUACCACGGAAGUGUCAGAUGUGUGCACGACAAUCCUGCGGCGAUUUCUCAAUGAUCCUUUCGUACCGAUCCCGAAGAACUGUUUGCGCACCACGUGGCAGUCUCAACCGUACACGCGAGGUUCAUACACUGCAAUGGCUGUAGGAGCAAGUCAACUGGAUAUCAGAAGUUUGGCCGAGCCGUUAAUUCAAGAAAAAACGGAAAAUAACACAGACGAACCGGUCAAAAUUCUAGUGGCAUUUGCAGGCGAACACACCCAUUCCUCGUUCUAUAGCACAGUACAUGGAGCAUAUUUGACUGGUCGAACAGCAGCUGAAUUACUGUUGGGUACCAAACAGAGUGAGAAACAUGCCUUGAGUCUUAGUUGCGAAGAUACCAGCGAUCUCAGUUCGUGGAUACAAGGCAUUUCUUUAAAUUAA